Messenger RNA from Uncinocarpus reesii 1704, 633 nucleotides. RefSeq lists its product as uncharacterized. The transcript has 4 exons. Gene Ontology annotation, cellular component: endoplasmic reticulum-Golgi intermediate compartment; endoplasmic reticulum; Golgi apparatus. Lineage: Eukaryota; Fungi; Ascomycota; Eurotiomycetes; Onygenales; Onygenaceae. Gene Ontology annotation, biological process: protein retention in ER lumen; endoplasmic reticulum to Golgi vesicle-mediated transport; intracellular protein transport. The record is from RefSeq and is a predicted model, not a curated record. The coding region runs from base 1 to 633 and encodes 210 amino acids.
AUGCAGCUACACACAUUUGCAUUAGGCCUUUUGGCCUAUGCCGUCUCCUCGGUUUCGGCAACGGCGUUGACGUACAAGCUGGAAGCCAGCGAGCAGGGCUGUUUCUAUAAAUGGAUUGAUUCACCACCGGCGAAAGUUGCAUUCUAUUUCGCGGUCCAAUCUGGCGGAUCGUUUGACGUUGACUACUCGGUGGUUGGGCCGGGGGAAAAGAUCAUUCUUGAGGGCCACAAGGAGCGACAGGGAGACUUUGUGUUCACGGCGCAGAGCACGGGAGAGUAUCGGUUUUGCUUCAAUAAUGGAAUGUCUACAUUCGCGGAGAAAAUGGUCGAUUUUGAAGUUGCGGUCGAGAACGAAGAAAAAGCCCAGAUUCCCUCUAAACCAGGCGCUCCUGCCGAACAAGCAUCGGCGAUGGAGGACUCGAUCUUCAAGCUUUCCGGACAGCUAUCAACGAUUAGUCGCAACCAAAAGUAUUUCCGCACUCGUGAGAACCGAAAUUUCAGCACCGUCCGGAGCACAGAGCAGCGUAUUUUCAACUUUAGCGUGAUCGAAGGUUUGAUGAUGCUUUCAAUGGCUGGGUUGCAGGUCUUUAUUGUUAGAUAUUUCUUUCAGGGAGCACGAAAAGGUUAUGUAUAA